CCGGAAUAAAAAACAACAAUCGUCUGCUGCAUGAUUGUUUGUUGUCUGUGGGAUUUUACUGAAUUCAAAUCCCUUCCGAUCCACAGCAUAGUUACGUGAAAGCUAUUUUGUGAACAAGGUGAGCUGUAAAAUUACAAAGAUCUGUGGACGUGAGACCAAUAUCUCAACCCAUCUUUUGCAGCUAUAGCAAGUGUCCCUUACUGAGACGACUUGGCCGUCGACAUGGCGUCAACAGAGGACGAUGAUAAAGAAGCCCUGGUCAUUGAUCACGGAUCGUUCGAAAUACAAGCGGGGUUCGCCGAGGAAGACGCACCGCGCACCGUUUUCCAGACCCUCGUCGGAAGACCACGACAUAAACAUAUCGCUGGUCUGUCCAGUGCUUUGGCUGACAGCUACGUCGGGGACGAGGCCCAGAGGAAGCGAGGAGUUCUGACACUUACUUACCCGAUAGAGCGAGGUAUCGUUACGAAGUGGGAUGACAUGGAAGCUGUAUGGAGUCAUACUUUUUCCGAAUUGAAAUUCAACCCCCAAGAAGAGCGAGCCGUGCUCUCACAAACCCCCAAUAAUCCAAAGCCGAACAAAGAGAAAACGGCAGAGAUAUUUUUUGAGAAGUUCCAAAGCCCUGCAAUCUGUCUCGCAAAUCAGGCGGCUCUCGCCCUCUAUUCCUCUGGCAAGACGUGUGGACUCAUCGUGGAUUCCGGACAUGGCGUCACCCAUGUUGUGCCGAUCCACCAAGGGAACCCACUCCCUCCUACAAUUCUUCAAAUGGACCUCGCCGGCAGGGACUUGGAUGAAGCACUAUUCUAUCAUCUUGUCAGUGAACAUGGAUACAGUGGAAGAUUAUCUGAUCUCCGUGGCGUCAAGGAGAAGCUUUGUUACGUUGCGCUCGAUCCUGACAACGAAAGCCAAGCCAGUACAGCAACGUAUUCAUCCAGUCAGAACACCUAUGAGCUACCGAGUGGAGAGACAAUCACCAUCGAUCAUGCAGAGCGCUUCAGGAUCCCGGAAGCUCUGUUCAAGCCAAGCAUAAUCAAGAAAGACUUCUUGGGUAUCCACGAGAUGGCCUACAACAGCAUCAGUGGCCUUGAAGGCGAUGUCCGCAAGGACCUUCUAAGGUUGGUCUACCUUGUGGGAGGUUCUACCUUGUUUCCUGGAUUCAAGGAGAGAAUGAAGCAGGAACUGACAGUCUUGGCUCCCCCGUCCAUGAAGGUGCAUGUCGUCGCUCCUGCCGAGAGGAAAUACUCCGUUUGGAUUGGAGGUUCCAUUUUUGCUUCUAAGAGACCAGAUCAUGAUGAAUCGCAUUGGGUUUGCAAGCAGGAGUACGAGGAGAUUGGGCCGGAUGUGGUCCAACGGAAAUACCUUUAGACAGUAUCUGCAGAGGCAUUUCUCUAACCUGAUAGCUCCCUUUCUUGCUUUAUUCUAUGAGGCGAAAUGUUUGAAUGUCCGUCAUAAAUAUCAAGACAAGUGAAGAUGACGAUUAUGGUUUUCAAAGAAUAUAUGUGCAACUUGUUUGUCUAAUUCUAUUUUGUUCACUGGAAAUAUGUCGUUACCAACACUUUAUGUGGCAAUAUAAUAGAUAAUGCACAUGUUUUAUUACAUGAAUAAAUUCUUAUAUACUUUGAAUAUUCAAAUACUGAUAAUAAUUCUAAUAUUCUUGUUGACAUUUCUUUGACAAGUAUAUCCUAGGAUGAACAUGAAUAUGAACGUGGUACCAUCUAAGUUUCAGGAGUUAGUCCAUUUUAUUACUGAUAAUCAUUUCGUAAAAACAGUUUAUUUAUCAACAGUUAUUUCCAUGAAUAUAUUCACAUUAUGCAUUUUUUGCUUGGACGGUUCUCUAUCAUUCUGUAAACUGUUCAAGUGUUUUUGAAAUAAAUCUCAGACCAAAUUGUGAAUCCAGUCUUUUCAAUUUAUUGUUAUGCCGAUGGGAAAGGGAAUUAUAUAGAAUGCAUUUGCUAGUUCUUAAACAAAGGCAGAUUAUUGGGAAGGUAUGUAGCUACCAUAUUUCAAGCAAUACUUUGUACUGAUUCUUAAAUCAUGUAGAUUUUAGCCUGCUGCGCAUUUCUAUAAGAUCUGUUUAUACCUGGAUAGACUUUCCGGAUGAAAGCCUGUAUUAAUUUG
Messenger RNA from Lytechinus pictus (painted urchin), 2118 nucleotides. Its product is annotated as actin-15B-like. The coding region runs from base 223 to 1365 and encodes 380 amino acids. NCBI's taxonomy places the organism in Eukaryota, Metazoa, Echinodermata, Echinoidea, Temnopleuroida, Toxopneustidae. The record is from RefSeq and is a predicted model, not a curated record. The transcript has 5 exons.